This is a messenger RNA of Endocarpon pusillum Z07020, 1815 nucleotides long. RefSeq lists its product as uncharacterized. Bases 1 to 1815 code for a protein of 604 amino acids. The record is from RefSeq and is a predicted model, not a curated record. NCBI's taxonomy places the organism in Eukaryota, Fungi, Ascomycota, Eurotiomycetes, Verrucariales, Verrucariaceae. The transcript has a single exon. Gene Ontology annotation, molecular function: protein binding.
AUGGCGGGUGUAGCCUCCAGUGCACCAUCACCAGAAGGUUGGCAGCUGGCCAAGCCUCUGAUACAGCAAUUGUAUGUUCAGGAAGAUAGACCGCUGAAAGAGGUGCGCGCCUAUCUGGCAGAACACCGCAACUUCCUCGCCACAGAGCGUAUGUUCAAACAGCGGCUGAAGGAAUGGGGCUUCGACCGGAAGAAGGUCAAGGCUGCUGAAUGGCGCUACAUGUUGAGAGUGACUCGGCAGCGAAGAGCCGAGGGCAAAGACUCAGCCUUUCACGUGAAUGGCAAGGUGAUUGUCUGGUCGAACAUUCGAAAGCACUUGAAGCGGAAGAAGAAGACCGAAGACGAAUUUUUGUCAGCUGGACCAGAAGCGGAAGUGGUCGAAGAUGUCAUAUGCUACACACCACCAGGUUCUCCACAUCUGUCUAUGACCUCGACUACGUCGUCGCAGGCAUUGACCGCAGCACAUGGUGAUACCUAUCCCUCCCGAAGCCCAAAUUACAACAUUACUGAAGACUGGCCCGGCUUGUCGUCAAGUUAUUCUUUCAGCCCCGAGUCUGAGCCGAGCAAUUUAUCUCACACAAAUCUCCCGAGUUGCCUUUCACCCUCAGCUUUUAGCGACUGCUCUUCGAUUCCUGAUCCCGAGCUACAAAGCAUCGCGCUGCGACCAAUCAUCAUCAAAACCUUGCCACCAUUAGAUGAAGCAGCUGCCUUUAGAAUCAGCCGCCUGAUGUCAGGCUCGCACAAUCAAGUCAUACCGAUAGCGAACUCUGAGCAACCUUCUCAGAGGCUGACCGUGAUUCUCAACCAUGAUCGGACUGACGCUAAAUCCGCUCGCAGCUCGUUCUCAGUUCCUGAGGGGAACGUCGUCUUAUGGUCUAGUCCUGACGAGCAAUUAUCUGACGAAGAUAUGGCGUCCAGAUGGGUUGUCUACUACUUUCAGGCAUGCAUUUGCGAGUGCCAGGGCGAUCAUGAAGGCAUGCAAGAGAAUGUGAAAGAGGCCUCAAAGGUAUUUAGAAGCAUGCUCAAGUGCUUGAACACAUACCUGCUUACCGGCCUAACAUUGAUGACAUCAAUUCUCUAUUUUCACGACCAUACUAAGCUUCUACAGCAAUUCUUGGAAAACUCUUGUCAGGUGAUAGAGAAAGUUUUCUCAAGAGACCAUCCCAUCCUUGUGCCUUACCGCUACAUGCUGUUGUCGGUUUCUGGUGAGCAAGGAGAUAAGAGCGCCAUGACCAAUGCACUUGAUCAUGCUCACAAAGCCUUUCAGCUGACUUGGGGCAAAGUUCACUCGAACACGCUCACGGCAUUGUACUAUCAUGGAUGCAGUCUUCUCGAAAGCAAUAGAUUCAAAGAAGCAGAGAAACAGCUACAAGAGUGCUUCCAGUUAUCACAGGAGAACCUUGGGCCCUCCCAUUUUUUGACAGUCUGGACGCUAGCCACCAUCUCGAGAACGCUGUCAACUUCCAACACCGGCAGAGAAGCUGACGCAGUCCGUUAUCUGCAAGCUGCAAUCAGCAGAUGCCGUCGCAUGAUGCACGAAGAGCAUCCGUACUAUCUCGAGCUCAACCGCAACCUUGCCACCAUCCAUCUAAAAUUAAGAAACAUGUCAGAGGUCGAAAAGCUUUAUAGGUUUGUGCUGAAGGGCCGGAUCAAAAUGUUAGGUCUGGGCCGGGAGAUCACCAAGGCUUCGGUGGACGAUCUACAUGACGUCCUCGUGGCGCGGAACAAGCUUCAAGAGGCCAGUCAACUACGGGCAGACAUCAUGGCCAUGGAAGACCGCGGCGAAGGGCAUUCAUCACAUGAGAUUACUUACUGA